GUCGCGUCCUACUUUUAUCUACGAGUAAGUGCAGUGCCAUGGUAUUCACGUCGGUCAAUUGGCAUAGGACGGAAGCUGAGUGAUAUGGUACCAUUGGACGAUCCUAGCAUUCAACUAUUGUGUUUCUGUUUCGUCUAAGCAGAUUAUAGUCAUCCUACGCCGGCGUCCAAUCAGCUACGUUUCUACUCCUACAUGAAAUGAAGCUGAGCUAAUACUGACGACCUACGCACUCGUCACAUAAAAGACGAAUGCCAAGCUUAUAAACUGGUGAGAACCAGCCGUUGUGCGACGUAAAUUCAACAGGAUUUAGGAAAGGGCUUGAACCUCGUCCAAGACAACCUGAAAGUAAUCACGACUUUUAAGUGAUUAUGAAACACCUGCAGUCUAUUAAAAAGAACGACCAUGGCCACUUGAUGUGCUCGUGACGAGCGUCUGUCCUCUACGUGCCCUUCAACAGAUGACUCGUCAGCCUUCCCCAUUUUGAUUUAAACAACAUUCAUUGCUGAUGCUGGUAACCUCUAAUGAUUUACAUGCUUUUAUCAUUUACAAUUGCAUAAUAACAGACUUCCUAGCACAAGUGAAUGAACCACGGACACCAAAACUCCUUUGUCCAUUUGUGCACUUGCUCUUUCUGUGUUUUUUCCCACCAUUUUCCCCAGACUGCUUGGAUGUGUCAGCACCACCGUCUUUUAUGGCAACUACAAUCACGAGGCGUUUGUUAGCGGUGGUAUAAAUACAAGAAGAAAGGAGCCCCGCCUGGAUGUCUUCAGUCGCCAGUCGACUCUUGCUGGCUACAUACCGCUGCAAAAAAAAACGACACUUUCUUUAGCACCAACAUGAAGGCCAACAGCAUGACGUUCCUCCUAGUCUUGAUGGCUGCUGUCCUUUUGGCGUCUUCGAAACCGACGAAUAUCGGAGAGACGGACAUUGUCACCGAAAUUGUACGAGCCAUGGAGGCACGUGAGGAAAUGUGGAGAGUCGUCAGCUACUUGAAAGCCUCUCGUGACGGCCUGCUGAAAGAAUUUCCGCUCUUCACCGCUGAUGGAACACAACAAAGUUACACUUUCUUUGCUCCGACGUCGUUUGCUUUCACGUUGCAAACUCCGCAAGAUACGGUCGAUCCGCUCUUUGUCGAUGACGACCUCCGUCUCAGAGUUCUGAUUCGUCAUUUCGUACGCUCACCUGUCUCUUCUAAUGAUUUGGCCAAAUUGGACAAACUCGUCAUGGCCGAUUCCAACGAGGUAGUUCUCACGUAUCAAAAUAGUAAUGAAGUGUGCAGCCUGCCACCUGUCGAUCGCACAGAUGUCGCGUGUGAGGCUUACAUGCCGAUGUGGACGUUCACGUCAGUGACGGGCAAAUGCGAGAGCUACGUCUAUGGCGGUUGUUUCGGAACAGCCAAUCUUUUCAGAACGGAAGAGGAUUGUUUGUCAGCAUGUGGCCCAACUGCCAAUACGAGGACACGGUUGAUUAAGGAUGCGGAAAUCCAGCCGGAAGCCAUCCAUUUACCGCAAGACAUUGGUGUUGUCUACAUCGUUGGACGUGUCUUUAUGGAUGGCGACGAGGUCAGCGAGGCGAUUUCUUCUCAUUUUAAGCGCAAUCCCAAUUCGGUGCUUUGUCUUGGCCUUCCUUGCUCACCUGGCGAAUCACCAACGCCAGUUGACGAUGAAGUGGCGCUCGAUAUCCGCAAUACUCCGCUGGCUCCCCCACCAGACACUCCCACGCCGGUCGGUGGCUUCACUACCGUAUCGACCAACGAACCUGACGUCCAAGAGAUUGCCGAAUUUGCCACCAAGGCCAUGAGUCAGGGUGCCAAUCGGGAAUACCCAAUCACGUUGGUUAAGAUAGUCAAGGCCGAGAAACAAGUUGUGGCCGGAUAUAAUUAUCUCCUUGUGUUAGAAUUGAAGGAAAACCCCGUGAAUGAUGCUGUCGUCGUGUGUGACGUGACCGUCUUUGAUCAAUCAUGGACGUCCACUCGUCAAAUCACUUCGUUUCAAUGCGAUCCUAGCUUGUCUAUUGCUCCCGAAAUUCAAUUUGAAUUGGCGCCCUUAUCUUAAGUUUGUUGUCGAUGAGUGUCCUAUAUUCUUUCUUGUUUUGUCGGCAAAGACAGACCAUGUGAACCGGAAGUUGUUCCUCUCUCUUGUGACUUUCUUAACGUUGAGUCUAAACGAAUUCAAUACAAGGUGUUCCAGACGUCCAA
Daphnia magna is the source of this 2197-nucleotide messenger RNA. RefSeq lists its product as uncharacterized. Gene Ontology annotation, molecular function: cysteine-type endopeptidase inhibitor activity; serine-type endopeptidase inhibitor activity. Lineage: Eukaryota; Metazoa; Arthropoda; Branchiopoda; Diplostraca; Daphniidae. The record is from RefSeq and is a predicted model, not a curated record. The coding region runs from base 837 to 2054 and encodes 405 amino acids. The transcript is spliced from 6 exons.